This is a messenger RNA of Eruca vesicaria subsp. sativa (arugula), 1228 nucleotides long. The record is from the annotation of a GenBank genome assembly. NCBI's taxonomy places the organism in Eukaryota, Viridiplantae, Streptophyta, Magnoliopsida, Brassicales, Brassicaceae.
GUUUUACCCUCUAACUCUCUCUCCCUUAUCCCUCUCCGCCACUCUUAACAAAUGGCCGGUCUACUCAAAACGCCGUCGUUACACCUAACACCGUCUCUUAUUCACACACCCUCUGUGCCCUUCAAGCCCUUUUGCGUCUCCUUCGCCGGAGGAAGGAACACGAGCUUCUCACUCUCUCGCCGAGCUUCUCUCCGUUCCGUCUCCGGUGGGUAUCCUCUCCGGUUAGUUAGCUUCGUACCCUUUGCGUCUGGAGAUGCCGAGACGACUGAGACGGAGGUGGAAUCUAGCGAACCUGAAGUCCAGGAGACUGAUGGAGUUGAGGAUGAAAAUGCUGGCGCCGAGGAGGAAGAAGCGGUGGUUACCAUAGCAUUGCUGAACUCUUAUAAAGAAGCUUUAGCAGAGAAUAACGAGGAGAAGAUUGCUGAGAUAGAAGCGUCAUUGCAGUCCAUUGAAGAUGAAAAAAUUCAGCUAGAGGAGAAAGUCACUGCUCUAACCAAUGAGUUAGCGGUGGAGAGGGAUCGGCUGAUAAGAAUCAGUGCAGAUUUCGACAACUUCAGGAAGAGGAAUGAGAGGGAGAGGCUAAACCUUGUUUCAAAUGCUCAAGGAGAGGUUGUUGAGAAUCUUUUGGCGGUUUUGGAUAACUUCGAGAGAGCUAAGUCCCAGAUUAAGGUGGAGACUGAGGGAGAAGAGAGAGUCACUAACAGCUACCAGAGCAUAUACAAACAGUUUGUAGAGAUUCUAGGUUCCCUUGGUGUUGUCACUGUGGAGACAGUCGGCAAGCAGUUUGAUCCAAUGCUUCAUGAGGCAAUAAUGAGAGAGGAUUCUGCGGAAUACGAAGAGGGUAUAGUACUUGAAGAAUACAGGAAAGGUUUCUUGCUAGGGGAAAGACUUUUACGUCCUUCCAUGGUGAAGGUGUCAGCUGGACCCGGACCAGAAAAGACAGGUGAAACUGAAGGAGAAGUAGCCACUGCACAAGGAAGUGCAGAAGAAGCAGAAGCAUCUUCAUCUUGAGUGAAAGACAAUUAAGACUAAGCAGUUUUGUGGUGUGCGUGAGAGAGGGAAAAGGGUCUGGUUACCGAUUUAAUUAUGGGCACUGUUGUUGUUGUUAUUUUUACAUAUUAUCAUUUCUACAGUUUUCAGAGAAAAUAGAACAAGAUUUUCUAUUGGUAUUGAUUAUUUUUUUUAAUUUAAUAACUGGAAGAUUAUGGAUUUUGUUAUAUAUAUCAGC